CCACCAUAUUCCCUCUUGUCGUGGGUGUACAAAGAGAGGCACGACGCAACACCAACUUUAGCACGUCGAAAACUGUCUCGUUAUUUAUCAUUCUAUACAUUGCUCGUCGGAUCCUGCUCCGGAGUCAUCAUGGCUCAAACAGUUAAGCUCGCGGAAUACCUGUUCCAGCGAUUGGUCCAACUCGGAAUUGGUUCCGUUCACGGUGUACCUGGCGACUUCAACCUCACACUCUUGGACUACGUCGAGCCUGCAGGGUUGAAUUGGGUCGGCAACGCGAACGAACUCAAUGCUGGCUAUGCGGCAGACGCAUAUGCACGCAUCAAGGGCAUAUCAGCUCUCAUCACAACCUUUGGAGUUGGGGAACUGUCAGCUAUCAACGCUAUCGCUGGAGCAUACGCUGAACGGGCGGCACUUGUCCAUAUUGUUGGCACGCCUCCGCGAGCAACACAAGAUGGAAGGGUGUUGGUACAUCACACAUUUGCCGACGGCGACUUCACUCGGUUUGCUCAGAUGAGUAAGCAUGUCACCGUCGCCCAGGCAAGCCUGAGGGAUUCAAGGACCGCUCCGGAGCAAAUAGAUCAAAUCCUUGUCCAGUGUCUAUUGCAUUCAAGACCGGUCUAUAUCGAGGUUCCGGUGGAUCUCGUUGGCGUCCCAGUCUUCUCUGAACGACUGCAGAAAAAGCUGGAGUUGCCAGAACCGGUUUGGGGAUCUCCACAGGAAAGCGCAAUGAAUGCCGUGUUGGAGAAGCUGCAUGCUGCAAAACAACCCAUCAUCUUGGUCGAUGGGGAGAUCCGGGCCAUGGGGGUCGUCUCAGAGCUGCAAAACCUAACCAGAAAAACGGGAUGGCCAACCUGGACCACUGGGUUUGCGAAGGGAUUGCUUGAUGAGACAGCUUCCAACUUUCAUGGGAUCUAUAGGGGAAAAUGGGAGGAAGAAACCACACGGGACUUUUUCCAACGCGCGGACGUAGUUUUGUGUUUCGGGGCACAUUUCAGCACAACAAACAGCUGGGGAGGCACCAGUCUGCCUGAAAGCGCUAACACUAUCUACUUUUCGGACACUGAGAUUCGGAUAGGCAGCCGCAUAUUCAGAGAUGUGCCCUCAAGACAAGCUGUAUCUGCGUUACUACGGACUCUCGACACCGACAAGAUCCAGCGGUACGAGCAGUACCCCAAACUUCACCAGGACCUCACUGUUUCAGUCCAAGAAACCGACCAGAGCGGGCCUAUCACGCAAGACAAGGCCUGGAAAGUCCUUGCAACCUUCGUUCGUGAAGGGGACAUCGUUAUGGGCGAAACAGGGACACCAGGCUACGGCGCACGAGAGAUGCGUCUGCCGCCGAAUACGAGGUUGUUCACACCAGUCACAUGGCUUUCUAUCGGCUACAUGCUUCCUGCAGCGCAAGGAGCAGCGUUAGCACAGCGCGAACGAUCAGCAGGCCAAAAGGCAGGUCGCACGAUCCUACUUAUUGGUGACGGCUCCUUCCAAAUGACUGUUCAAGAACUCGGCACGAUUAUUAAGGAAAACCUUAAUGUUGUUAUUUUCUUGAUCAAUAACGACGGAUACACGAUUGAGCGAUGCAUUCACGGUGUAGACGAAAAGUACAACGAUGUGGCGAGGUGGCGGUAUCUAGAAGCACUGAGUUUCUUUGGAGCCGACAAAGGCGCGUACACCGCGACCGCGAAGACUUUUGGCGAGCUCGGUGAGGUGCUGGCUGACGGAAGGUUAAGCGACGGAGAAGGUGUAAGGAUGGUAGAAGUCUUCAUGGACAAGGAGGAUGCGCCCGAAGGACCGUUGAAGGACCUGAUAGAGGCUCAAAGAGUCAAGGGAACGAAAGCCUGAGGUGUUAGAUAUUAAUGAAGCGACUCU
Molecule: messenger RNA, 1869 nt
Organism: Paraphaeosphaeria sporulosa
Lineage: Eukaryota; Fungi; Ascomycota; Dothideomycetes; Pleosporales; Didymosphaeriaceae
Product: thiamine pyrophosphate enzyme
Exons: 1
Coding region: 130-1842 (570 amino acids)
Molecular function (GO): magnesium ion binding; carboxy-lyase activity; thiamine pyrophosphate binding
Source: RefSeq, a predicted model, not a curated record